Molecule: messenger RNA, 489 nt
Organism: Arabidopsis thaliana (thale cress)
Lineage: Eukaryota; Viridiplantae; Streptophyta; Magnoliopsida; Brassicales; Brassicaceae
Exons: 3
Coding region: 1-489 (162 amino acids)
Source: RefSeq, marked reviewed
AUGGAGGUGAAGCAGGGACUCACUCUGUUUGCUAGGAAGCAGGACAUGAAGUCUGUAUGGGAAAUCACUGGAAGCAAUAUCGACCUAGUAUGCAUUGGCAACUUUUGUAGAAGCUUGAAGGACUUGAGCUCUAGGGGAGGCACAGAUGCAUCUACUAACACAUGUAUGCUUCCUUGGCAAUAUAGUUUGCAGAAACCGUUGCUUGGGGUCAGUUAUUUAAACAGUGACGGUAGUUCUCAGUCGACACCUCAUGGUAGCAAUGGGUUAGUUAAGAGAGGGGCAACAUACAUUGUCUCAGAUGAUCUUACUAUUUGCGUAAAGAAGAAGUUUGAUGUGAACUUGGACGAUAUUUUUGAGCAUGAAAUCAACAUUGGCAAAACACAUAGCCUCAUUCGUGACAUCCACUGCCUUGACUACGGCUUUCGGGAGCUUUCUUUCAGAGAAACGACUCUAAAGCAUCAAUCACAUGCCCUCUGUGGAGCAGAUUGA